AUGGCGGCAGCGAUUGCAUGGCUGGUGCAGACCAUCCUUGCAACCCUCCAAAUCGACAAGCUCGACGCCUGGAUUCGGCAAGUCGGACUUGCCGAUGACAUCGAGAAGCUCAAGUCGGAGAUCAAGAGAGUGGUGUCUGCUGUGAAGGGGAGAGGGGCCGAUGAAUCUUUCGCUCUUCUCGUGGAGCGGCUCUAUGAAGCCGAGCGUAUGGUCGACGAGAUCGACUACUAUAGGCUCAAAGAUCAAGUUCAUGGAGGUACGCCCGCUGCCUCGUGGCCUGCAGAUCCAAGCAUACUACUCCAUGUAGAUCUUGAUGUUUUUGUGGGCACAGUUACAAGGGAUGGAGCUGAGCGAGUGGAUGAGAUAUCGGGUGGUGAUCCUAUUGCUGCUACACCGAAUAGACGUACUAGUGUUGGCAAACAGCGGUCCGUGGUAUGGGAACACUUUACAAUCGCAGAUAACGAAAAUCCUAACAAAGCAAAAUGUACAUACUGUGAAAAAGAGUUCAACUGCAAUACAAAGACGAACGGUACAUCAUCUACGAAGAAACAUUUGGAGAAAGAGCAUUCCAUCGCUUGUACGAAGAACCCUGAAGCACAUCCACCAAACCCUUCAAGUUCAAGUGCCCUAUCUUUUUCUUACCGCACCACCGCUGAGCCUAUCGUAAUUGGUAGCUCAUCCAGCAGAAAAGGAAAGAGACAACAGUCCAAGGCAUGGGAACUUUUUGAUGUCAUAGAAGGAGAUAACGAACAUCCUAUGAAAGCAAAAUGUAAAUACUGCCCCACAGAGAUCAAGUGUGGACCAACGAGUGGAACAGCAGGUAUGCUCAACCAUAACAAGAUUUGUAGGAAGAAACCUGGACCAAUUGACCAGCCGCCAAACCCGCCAAGCACUAGUGAUGCUAAUGCAGAUGUGACGCCAAUUACUGCGGCUAACACAGUCACCCCUUGGGACAAGACUGAAUUGUCCAAUAGGAUACAAAAAAUAUCUUGUCAGUUGCAAUGCAUCGGAGGGGAAGUGGGUGAGAUUCUCAAGCUACAUGGAUCGGACUCUACUUCAAGUUCACAUCAUCACCAGAGUACAACAUCAGAUCAGCACCUCAGAACAUCAAGUCUUGUUCCAAGGAUUUUGUAUGGAAGAGCUAAGGAGAAGAAACACAUCAUGAUGAUGACAGAAGGCAGAUCUGACAAAGUAAUUGUUGUGCCGAUUGUAGGCAUUGCAGGUGUUGGAAAGACAACUCUCACUCAACUUGUAUACAAUGAUGUAGAAGUGAAAAUGCAAUUUCACCCUAGAAUAUGGGUUUGGGUGUCUCGCAACUUUGAUGAAAUGAGGCUCACAAGAGAGAUGUUGAGCUUUGUUUCUCAAGAAAGACAUGAAGGAAUAGACUGCUUUGUGAAGCUUCAGGAGAUCUUUAAAAGUUAUGUUAAAUCAAAGAGGAUUUUACUUAUUUUAGAUGAUGUUUGGGAUGACAAGAACAAUUACCAACGGAACCAACUAUUGGCUCCUUUUCAGCACGAAAAUGCUAUUGGUAAUGUGAUUCUUGUGACAACUAGAAAACUGUCUGUUGCAAAAAUGAUUGGAACAACAAGACCAAUUAAGUUAGGUGCAUUGGAAAAUGAUGACUUCGAGUUAUUGUUCAAAUCAUGUGCAUUAGGUGAUGGAAACUAUGAAUUUCCUGGAAACUUUAGCACAAUUGGGCAGCACAUAAUAGAGAAGUUAAAGGGCAACCCCUUAGCAGCAAUAACUACAGGGUCGCUAUUAAGGGAUCAUCUUACCGCUGAUCAUUGGAGUAACAUUCUGAAGAAAGAAAGUUGGAAGUCACUGGGAGUCAGUGGAGGCAUCAUGCCUGGUUUGAAGCUUAGUUAUGAUGAGCUACCAUACGGUUUAGAACAAUGUUUUUCUUACUGUUCUAUAUUUCCUAACAAACAUAGGUUUCUUGGUAAGGAUUUGGUCUAUAUUUGGAUUUCUCAGGGAUUUGUGAAUUGCACCCAAAAUACGAGAUUGGAGGAUACAGGAUGGGAAUACCUGAAUCAAUUGGUAAACCUAGGAUUCUUUGAACAAACUGAAGAACAAGAAGAAUUGCAUCAGGAAGAAGAAUUCUGUUUACGCCGUCAGAUUUGGUGCAGUUUGGCAAAUCCUUUGCAUCUUCGCUACCUAAAACUUGAGUUGGAUGGGAUUGUGCCACAAGUUUUGAGUACGUUUUUUCAUCUUCAAGUAUUAGAUGUUGGAUCAAGCAUGGAUACUUCUCUACCCAAUGGCUUGUUGCAUAAUCUUGUUAGCCUGCGACAUCUUGUUGCACACAAGAGAGUCCAUUCUUCCAUUACUAGCAUUGGUAACAUGACAUCUAUCCAGGAGCUACAUGAUUUUGAGGUUCGAAUUUCUAGCGGCUUUGAGAUAACACAACUCAAAUACAUGAACGAGCUUGUUCAACUUGGGGUGUCUCAGCUUGACAGUGUUAAAACCCGGGAGGAGGCUUAUGGAGCAGGAUUAAGAAACAAGGAACACUUAGAAGAGCUUCACUUGUCCUGGAAGGAUGCAUAUUCAGAGUAUGAGUAUGUCAGUGACACUAGAUUUGAAUCUUCUGCAAACAUGGCAAGAGAAGUGAUUGAGGGUCUUGAACCACACAUGGAUUUAAAACAUCUACAAAUAUCUCGGUAUAAUGGUACCACUUCACCAGCUUGGCUUGUCAACAAUAUCUCAGUUACCUCAUUGCAGACGCUUCAUCUUGAUGAUUGUGGAGGAUGGAGAAUACUUCCAUCUCUGGGAAGUCUUCCAUUUCUUACAAAGCUGAAGUUGAGCAGCAUGCGGGAAGUAAAAGAAGUAUUGAUUCCUUCACUGGCGGAGCUAGUUUUAAUUAAAAUGCCGAAGUUAGUGAGAUGCUCAAGCACUUCUGUUGAGGGUCUGUGCUCCAGCUUAAGGGUACUGCAGAUCGAAGAUUGUGAAGCAUUGAAGGAGUUUGAUCUGUUUGAUAACGAUGAUAAUUCUGGAAUCAGUCAGGGAUCAUGGCUGCCCAGUAUUAGGAAUUUGAUUCUGGAUUAUUGCCCUCAUUUGAAAGUGUUGAAGCCUCUUCCACCUUCAACUACCUUUUGUAAGGGUCUGUGCUCCAGCUUAAGGGUACUGCAGAUCGAAGAUUGUGAAGCAUUGAAGGAGUUUGAUCUGUUUGAUAACGAUGAUAAUUCUGGAAUCAGUCAGGGAUCAUGGCUGCCCAGUAUUAGGAAUUUGAUUCUGGAUUAUUGCCCUCAUUUGAAAGUGUUGAAGCCUCUUCCACCUUCAACUACCUUUUGUAAGGUACUCAUCAGAGAAGUUCCAAGAUUUCCGUAUAUGGAGGUAUCAUCUGGUGAAAAGUUAGAAAUUGGGAAUACUGAUGGCCACAGACGCGAUUUUUUUGAUGAAUCUUCUGAUGAGUUGAGGAUACUGGAUGACAAAACUUUGGCAUUCCAUAAUCUUGGAAACCUCAAAUUGAUGGAGAUAUAUGGUUGCAGAAAUCUAAGGUCUUUUUCGUUCAAAGGUUUUAGUCAUCUUGUCUCUUUAGCAAGUUUGACAAUAGAAGACCGCGAACAACUUUUCCCUUCAGAUGUGUCGCCAGAGUAUACCCUUGAAGAUGUGACAGCUAUGAACUGCAAUGCCUUCCCAUCUCUUAAAAGUCUCAGUAUUGAUUCAUGUGGAAUAGCGGGGAAGUGGCUAUCACUGAUGCUGCAGCAUGCGCUAGUCCUAGAGGAACUGAGUUUAAGAAGAUGCGCACAUAUAACAACAGUACUGUUACCGAUGGAAUAUGAAGAAAACAAUCUAUUAACGACAGUACUGUCAUCAGGAAAUCAAGAUGAGGCAUUGACCUGGUUAGUUCGUGACGGACUCUUGCACAUUCCAUCAAAUCUCGUCUCCUCUCUCAAGAAUAUGAGUAUUACUCAGUGCCCUCGUCUAAAAUUUAACUGGGGCAAGGACUGCUUCUCUGGAUUUACCUCGCUUGAGAAGCUUGAAAUCUGGGGAUCGUUGGCGGAUGAUGACCCGGAGAAUGGAAAAUCAUUUAUGUUCGAAGAGGAGGAUCAACCCCUAGGGGCGAACGGAAGAUGGCUCCUCCCGACAUCACUUCAGGAACUUAACAUCAGGUUCUUGUGUUACCAAGAAACGCUGCAACCCUGCUUUCCUAGAGAUAUCACCAGCCUUAAAAAGUUAAUUGUAGAUUGCAGCCCAGGUUUGCAAUCUCUACAGCUGCACUCAUGCACGGCACUGGAAGAAUUAACAAUUUCCGGCUGUGGAUCAGUCACCGUCACUGUACUAGAGGGCAUGCAACCCCCUGGCAGCUUCGGGCGUCUGAAUGCAUCAGAUUGUCCUGGCUUACCACCGCGUUUGGAGAGCAUUUCAACGCUGUGCCCUCGGCUGGAAAGGCUUUGCAUCGAUGACCCAUCUGUCCUUACUACGUCAUUCUGCAAGCACCUCACCUCCCUGCAAAGACUACAUCUUGGUUACAUGAGAAUGACGGGAUUCACAGAUGAGCAAGAGCGAGCGCUUGUGCUCAUCAAGUCCCUGAAAGAGCUCCGAUUCUAUGUGUGUAACGAUCUCGUAGAUCUUCCUGCUCGGCUGCACACCCUUCAUUCUCUCAAGAGUUUGGGAAUAGAACAGUGUGGACGCAUAUCAGGGAUGCCAGAAGCAGGCCUCCCACGUUCGCUGGAAGAACUGAAAAUCGACUCUCGCAUCCAGGAGCUAGAGGAUGACUUCGACAUAUCUGAAUUAACUACUGUAUGA
This is a messenger RNA of Triticum aestivum (bread wheat), 4743 nucleotides long. RefSeq lists its product as uncharacterized. Bases 1 to 4743 code for a protein of 1580 amino acids. Lineage: Eukaryota; Viridiplantae; Streptophyta; Magnoliopsida; Poales; Poaceae. The record is from RefSeq and is a predicted model, not a curated record. Gene Ontology annotation, molecular function: ADP binding; DNA binding. The transcript is spliced from 7 exons.